AUGGGAGUAAGCUUUUAUACAGUAUGUUGUGCUCAGUCCAACAGUAAGUUUAAUGUUAAAUGCAUUGCUCCUGCGACUGAAAUUUCGUCUUGUGAAAAUUUGAUUGAUGAACCGGUUCUGAAUGUUGCUAUAUGGUACCUAGCAUUAAUGGCAGGUUUUGGAAACAUAAUUGCAUUUUUGUAUAAUGUAAAUUAUGUCAGAAGCGACGAUGCGGGGGCGUACCAUUUUCUCAUGUUGAAUCUGAGUUGUGCCGAUUUUUUGAUGGGUGUCUACCUGUAUAUAAUUGCUAUCAUUAAUCUACAUUACACAGGGGAGUACGGUUUGAAUGAUAAUGUUUGGAGGCAUAGCACUCUUUGUACGCUUUCUGGAAUUAUUGCUAGUCUUUCGAGCGAGGCAUCUGCCUUUAUUGUUUUGUUGAUCACUAUGGACAGAUUUAUCGCAGUCAAGUAUCCAUUUUCAGACUUAAAACUUACUAGAAGAGGAGCCUCUGUGCUCUUGAUUAUUGCUUGGUCUGUGUCUCUUUUCCUUGCUUUGAUCCCUUUAAUACCAGAUCCUAGUCUUGAAAACUUCUACGCACAGUCUGGUAUCUGUGUUUCUCUUCCUUUGUCCAUUACUAGAAAGUCUGGAUGGCAGUUCUCCAUGAUUGUGUAUGUAGGUAUCAACUUCUUUCUUUUCCUUGGAAUUGUUGUUGGACAGAUUUCAAUAUUCGUUGAAGUGUUUAAUGUUGGGAGGAGUGUGCAGUCAACAAAUACAAUUCUGAGGGAAGUAUCCUCGGCUCAGACACUGUUUGCGAUCGUCCUGACUGAUGUCAGCUGUUGGAUAUUAAUAGGGACGAUAGGAAUGCUGACGUUUUUGGGGAUUGAGGUACAGCCUGACGUUUAUGCCUGGAUGAUAGUUGUCGUUCUGCCGAUUAACUCCGCCAUUAACCCCAUAUUGUAUUUGUUGACUACAUUCAUCAAAAACAAGAAAGGAAAAGACGGAGAAAACAUUCCACAGAUGAAAAAUAUACAAGAUUCAGCCAAGUUGAGAUCUGAAAGCACCAGUCAAAGAACCAUUAGUACCGUGUCAGGGUCUUAUUCCGAUAGCAGUGAUCUUCAAAACCGUCCUUCAGAUCAAAGGAUCGAAUCACAGAAGGAAAAAAUCACGAAAGAACAGGAAACGAUCGAGUCGCAACAAAAAAGGAUCGAGUCACAAGAAAAUCGAGUCAAAACAGGAAAGGAUAUAGCCACCACAGAAAAGGAUCCGGUCACUACAGAAAAGGGUCCGAUCACCAGAGAAAAGGUUACGGUCACCAUAGGAAAGGUUCCGAUCACCACAGGGAAUCAGCCGCAAACAAAAGUAAAGCUGUCUCCAUUAAAGGGCCCACCAUAUCAAAUCUCUUAA
Saccostrea echinata is the source of this 1383-nucleotide messenger RNA. RefSeq names its product G-protein coupled receptor GRL101-like. Gene Ontology annotation, molecular function: G protein-coupled receptor activity. Bases 1 to 1383 code for a protein of 460 amino acids. NCBI's taxonomy places the organism in Eukaryota, Metazoa, Mollusca, Bivalvia, Ostreida, Ostreidae. The record is from RefSeq and is a predicted model, not a curated record. The transcript is spliced from 4 exons. Gene Ontology annotation, cellular component: membrane. Gene Ontology annotation, biological process: G protein-coupled receptor signaling pathway.